Messenger RNA from Stegastes partitus (bicolor damselfish), 1390 nucleotides. It is a transcript of the gene tagln, whose product is annotated as transgelin. The transcript has 5 exons. NCBI's taxonomy places the organism in Eukaryota, Metazoa, Chordata, Actinopteri, Pomacentridae. The coding region runs from base 139 to 732 and encodes 197 amino acids. The record is from RefSeq and is a predicted model, not a curated record. Gene Ontology annotation, cellular component: actin cytoskeleton. Gene Ontology annotation, biological process: actin filament organization. Gene Ontology annotation, molecular function: actin filament binding.
UCUGCUCCUUUUAAGCCGGCAUUUUUGGGAGGGAGGUCCCUGCGAAUCAUAUACAAACACUCAGUCAACCAUCCUCACUCGCCCCUCACGCUGCACCAGCAGAGAACUCACCUACUCCUUCACACACAGGGUGUCGGCAUGGCAAACAAAGGUCCAACCUUCGGCAUGAGCCGGCAGGUUCAGGAUAAGAUCGACAGCAAGUAUGACUCUGACCUGGAGCAGAUCCUGGUGGAGUGGAUCAGCCGUCAGUGUGGCUCCGGCGUGGGAAGACCAGAGGCUGGCAAGUUGGGCUUCCAGGCCUGGCUGAAGGACGGAUGUGUUCUAAGCGAACUUGUUAAUAGUCUGUUUGCCGGAGAGAAACCUGUGAAGAAGAUUCAGAGCUCGCCCAUGGCCUUCAAGCAGAUGGAGCAGAUCUCCCAGUUCCUCAACGCUGCAGAGAAGUACGGCGUCACCAAGACUGACAUGUUCCAGACUGUGGACCUCUGGGAAGGUAAGGACCUAGCAGCAGUGCAGAGGACUCUGUCAGCUCUGGGCAGCUUGGCCGUCACCAAGGAUGAAGGCACAUACAAUGGAGAUCCUAACUGGUUCUUCAAGAAAGCUCAGGAGAACAAGCGCGAAUUUAGCGACGAGCAGAUAAAGGCGGGCAAAAAUGUGAUUGGCCUACAGAUGGGGUCCAAUAAAGGAGCCAGUCAGGAGGGCAUGAGCUACGGAAGACCUCGACAGAUCCUGUAAAUCCAAUGAGCCACCGAAACCUCUUUAGCUCCCCUUUUACCAAAACCUUUGAUGGCCCGUACACCUUCUUAGAGCCUGUAAAUGUCUAACUGGUCAAAUACAACUCCCCUUUCUGCUUCAGAGUUUAGUGAUUUUAUAACAACUAUCAUCUUCCUCCGUAGUCUUGAUACUUGCCUUGAACCCCUCAUUUACAUGCUUGCACUGGUGACCCUUGCAGAGCUCACCAUGCUUUGUCUUCCAGCUGCAAUUAGAUCGAGUACAACUGAAUGUUUGUAGUCUUAGGAUGGAAUAGUAACAAUAAAAAUAACCAACGUUUUGCCUAAAACCAAACCAAAAUGACAUGUUCCAAAAGUUGAUGUAUUCUUUCCUCGGCCAGCAGUUCUGACCAGAUUCAUCUCAGAUGUCUGAAUUAUGACCUCUCUUUUAUAGAUUUUUAGAAAUAUUGGUUUUGGAUUCUCACACAAAUAAUUAUUUGUUUACAUAAUUUGCCAAAGAGACAUUCUUUCCAAAUUGACAAGCACGGCUGUGUCGUACCAUUGCUCCUCGUUGUUACUGCUAAACAUUGUUCAGUAUCUACCACGUACCACGUUGCUACGCCUGCUGUAUCAGCGCCAAUAUUUUUGUACAUUGUCUUAAUAAAUAAUGACUUUGAAAUACA